AUGAAGUGCACACUGGAGGGGGGCAAUGCACGCAUUGUUGCCAAAGCCAUACAAUCGCUGUCCAAAGUGGGCAAAGAGUUAUUCAUUGAAGCAGAUAUACAUGGACUUCGUAUGCGCUCCAUCAAUCCCACACAAUCCGCUGUGGCCAGCAUAUGCUUCCACCGCUGCAUGUUUGAUACAUUUCAACUGCCGCCCAGUGGCGAUUGCUGUUGUAAAAUAGCCAUGAAGCCAUGCCUUGGUGUAUUUCGCAAUAUGAAACAGGUUGAGCACUGCGAGCUGAGCAUCGUGUGUAAUCGGACUAAGUUCCAAGUCAAUCUGCGCUGCAAGCUGGAGACCACGAAGCAAGCGCUCAUUGCCAUUGUGGAUGAACUAAAUAUUACGUCGGAUGUUCCUACAGAUCGGAGCUCUAACAUCAUACGGGGCGAUCAUAAGUUACUCAUGGAAAUUUCAAAUAGCUUCAAUUCUUCCGAAGAAGAACUAACACUCGAGGCUACUCCAGACAGUCUGUCGGCCAAGAACUACAUAGAAGGAGCUCGUGUCAAUGACAAGUUCAUGCGAUCUCAACUAAAACUGAAGCCAAGCGAAUUCGACCAUUACCAGGUAGCCGAGGGUGCAGUCAUUACAUUUUGCAUCAAGGAAUUUCGCGCCUUUCUUCUUUUUGCUGAAGCACUGAAUGCACAAUUGACGCUGGAGUUUGAAGAUGCGGGCAGUCCAUUCUUUGUUAAGAUUAAGAAACACCGCGAAAUUGAAUGCUUGCUGAUUUUAUCAACUCUAUCUCCCGAUGAUGUUAGCUUCUCGGAGGAUUACCGUCCGCGCGAGAUUAGCAUGUGUAAUUCUACCAAUGUAGCGCAAAAGCGAAAGAGCAGUGGACCUGGACAAGAUGUACAGCAGAAACGCCGAUUGGCCGAAGAUACAACUCUCUCGGAUGUAGACACGGCGCUGUUUCAGUUUCGCGAGCAUCGACCAGAACGGCCAUCCGAGGCACCUUCGGUGCAACCCGCGCGACUGCUGGCCGAUGGUGAUACCGUGGAUCUGGUUGAAGAAGAAGCCGACGAGGAGGCGCUACUGCUUGCAGUGUCAGAUGCUAUGGAAGCAAGCCAGAUACCGCCGCCUGGCAGCACAGAAGUAUGCUUCUACAAUACAGAGGAUGCGCCGCCAACACUAAUUCCAUCACAAAUGGAGCAUAACGACGAUGAGGAGGAUGAAAGUAUACCGCAGUCCCCGGAGCGGGAACGCGAACAAAGAGUACGCACAAUAUUCUCGCGCUGUUUCCAAAACACUUACGUGCCGCGCGAGCCAUCGCCCAAUAGUCAAGUGUAUGCGCCCAAUUCGGAUACAGAGGAUUAGCCUAGUUUGUUCGUUUAUUAAUAAAAGGCUGUACAAACGUA
Messenger RNA from Drosophila virilis, 1388 nucleotides. It is a transcript of the gene Rad9, whose product is annotated as cell cycle checkpoint control protein Rad9. NCBI's taxonomy places the organism in Eukaryota, Metazoa, Arthropoda, Insecta, Diptera, Drosophilidae. Gene Ontology annotation, cellular component: checkpoint clamp complex. Gene Ontology annotation, biological process: DNA repair; DNA replication checkpoint signaling; mitotic intra-S DNA damage checkpoint signaling. The record is from RefSeq and is a predicted model, not a curated record.